This is a messenger RNA of Oryzias latipes (Japanese medaka), 3311 nucleotides long. It is a transcript of the gene mtnr1c, whose product is annotated as melatonin receptor 1C. Gene Ontology annotation, biological process: G protein-coupled receptor signaling pathway. Gene Ontology annotation, cellular component: plasma membrane. Lineage: Eukaryota; Metazoa; Chordata; Actinopteri; Beloniformes; Adrianichthyidae. The record is from RefSeq and is a predicted model, not a curated record. Gene Ontology annotation, molecular function: melatonin receptor activity.
GAAGCAGCGCGUAGCACUAGGAGUCUCUCUGACUGAUGAUGACGAUUGGACGACGAACCGCGCACGCACGGAUUUUUGUAGACUUUAACAACUUCUAAUUAAACACUCGACUUCACAUGUGUGUCUAAAGUGCUCUCGUGCUCACAUCAGCAUGUCACGACUCGCGUCACGGCGCUGUUCCGCGCGCAGGGGAGUGCAGCGUUCCAAAAGUUCAAGACUCCCUCGUGUCAAUCGCUUUUAAUUUUUUUUUUUACUUCCUCCUUUUCAUUGCUUUGAGCUUCUCCCUUUGUUGGAUGAUUUUUCCUCAACUGAACACGGGAAUGUCUCUUCCCAUCAUGGCCGCUGCACCCUGAGGGGAGAUGGAUUUGGAGGUGAAGGAUGUGAACUGCUCCAGGAAUGAGAGCGGCUGCCAGCUCAGCGAUUCUUCCGGCGGAGUGUCCACUGCGCUGGCCAGCGUUCUGAUCUUCACCAUCGUGGUCGACAUCCUGGGCAACGUGCUCGUCAUCAUGUCAGUGUACAGGAACAAAAAGCUCAGGAAUGCAGGUAACAUCUUCGUGGUGAGCUUGUCUGUGGCAGACCUGGUGGUGGCACUGUACCCAUACCCUCUGGUCUUGACCGCAAUCUUCCACAAUGACUGGACAAUGGGCGACCUGCACUGUCAGGCCAGUGGCUUCAUCAUGGGCAUCAGCGUCAUUGGCUCCAUUUUCAACAUCACUGCCAUUGCCAUCAACCGCUACUGCUACAUCUGCCACAGCCUGCACUACGAUCGGCUGUACAGCGUGAGGAACACCUGCUGUUACCUCGGCCUCACCUGGCUGCUCACUGCUAUCGCCACAGUGCCAAACUUCUUCGUGGGCUCGCUACAGUACGACCCUCGGAUUUACUCCUGUACCUUUGCACAGACAGUCAGCUCAUACUACACCAUUUCGGUGGUGGUGAUUCACUUUUUGAUCCCUCUGCUUGUUGUGUCCUACUGCUACAUGAGGAUAUGGGUGCUGGUGAUUAAGGUGAAGCAUCGGGUCAAACCUGAGCAAAGGACCAGACUGAAACCCAGCGAUGUGAGGAACUUCCUGACUAUGUUUAUGGUCUUUGUCUUAUUUGCUGUGUGCUGGGCGCCGCUGAACCUCAUAGGCCUGGCCGUGGCAAUAAACCCUGUGAAAGUCGCCCCCAAUAUACCGGAGUGGCUUUUUGUCACAAGCUACUUCAUGGCUUACUUCAACAGCUGCCUCAAUGCCAUCAUAUAUGGAUUACUAAACCAAAACUUCCGCAAAGAAUACAAAACCAUCCUCCUUGCUCUUUGCGUGCCGCGUUUGUUGAUCAUGGAGACCUCCAGGUGUGCCACAGAGGGACUAAAGAGCAAACCUUCACCUGCUGUAACAAACAACAAUGUAGCAGAGAUCAAUGUAUAAAGUUAUAUGUAACUGGGUCAGUGGAUGUGGUUCCCCAGUGCCUUUUCAUUGCAAUUAUUUUCUUGUAAACUCAGGUUUCACCUCAGCAUACUCCCUCUCAGCUUGUCUCUCAGUCAUCCAAAGCUCUCCCAGGUUUCUGACACACGACAAAGAGUUUGCCAAAUUUAUACUUAAUGUACUCUUUAUUCCCCAAAUCCUCCAUGGGACACCGGACCAUGGGAAGAAAUGCAAGCAUCAUUGGAAGUCAUGUACACAAUUUAUGAACUUUGAGCUUAUAGAAAGUUCCCUCUGGUGAGGCAUUUUAUUCUCCAAGGAGGGAAAGUUCUUUUGGACUCCUUUCUUGACACGACCCAAAUUGGAAAUUGCCAACAAAUCCACUCGCAUCCUUCCUUCCCUGUACUUUGUGUUCCACCAUCACUGCCUCUCUGCACUGUAUUUCAGUGGAAGAGGUGCUACAAGAGGUCCAGAGAUUUAAAAGAUUUAUAUAUAUAUAUAUAUAUAGAACAGCACUCAGCUUUCAAUAUGAUUUCACUGAAUCCUCAUAUUCAUCAUCCAAAAUAUCUAUACUGUCUGUUUUUGGUGGGAGACACUCAUGUGUACAUCCGUCGCACGGGGAUGAGUCACUGCCUCUUUCCACAAGUCAAAUAUUAGUUAGACAAGAACUGUAAAAAUAAACGUUAUUAUAAUGCUUAUGUGCAUCUGUCCUCCUAUAUGCAUUAUCAAUGAAAUGAUCUUUAGAUAAAAGUACUCUCAAAUUUGUUUUUUUCCAGCUUGUCUUCUGAGCACUUAUGCCCGUCUGAAAAACUUUACAUUUUGGAGUUUGUUGGUUUAAAAUCAGCAAAUAUGAUUUAAAAAUGAGCAGGAAGUGUAAAAAGAGUAAGAACAGAUGAAGAACAAAGCCAGCUCUCUCGUUUAUUAAAUGCCUGGGAGACAUGAUAUGCAUCAAGAGCCAGAGAGAUGUAAUUCUUGAUAAUGCAGGAGUGCUUGAGCUCAUGUCACCCUAUCCGGGAUGAGCUUUGACAGCCUCCCAGCAGAGAUUCCUUUCUACAAACAAACUAUGAGCACUUUGCUACCCCGGGGUGGGGGCUUCAAGAUCAUCACAGUGACACAUUCUUAAUUUAAUGCACUGUUGCUGGUAUUCUUAAGGAGAUUGCAUAUUUGAAACAACUCAUUCAUAAUCUAAAACAUCUCCGAGCGUAUCAGAUUCACUGCCCGGGUUUCCUAUUCUGCUUGCUUUAGACGGAACACACAGGCCAAGGCUGAAUCGAAUUAAACAAGUGUAAGAAAUGGAAGGAAUUCGGUGUGUUUGCACAAAACCAAGUGCCUUCAACUUGCAAAGUUGUUAAUAGCACUAAACGGUUCAGUUGUGUUCCUUUCAAAACGCCGCCUGUGAUGUGGAAGAGUGAAGCGGCCCACAUGGCAGUGCAAGGUCACCCACAGGUGAGCGGCUAAAGCAGCUCCAGGGAAAACAGCAGCUUCGUCUGCCAGUCUGAAGUCACACACAGAUAAGACAUUCUUCCUCCUGCUCAUCACCUACCACUAUAUUAUAUCUCUAUUUCUUGCUUUUUAUUUUUGCUCUCUAUUUCCCUGCUGGUCUCCUGCGGCACCUCACUCCCCUAGCUGAGAAGUUUACCUACGAUUUCUGCUGGAGCACACAAAGGGGAAAAGGUCAGUCUAUGAAUAUCUCACUUAGUUGAAGAAGGUGAAAUAAUGCCAACAACCAAGAAAAAAAACGGAAAUAUAAAGUCACACGGCUGGCAAUCUAAGUACCCAUCACUAUCAUCUGAUAACUUCUGGGAACAACCAGUGAUGUUUCAGAGGUUUUGUUGCAGCCUGCAGAUAUUCUAAUAACAGAUAACGGACACAAGAUUUUCUCUUCUUUUAGGAGAAAACAAAUACCCA